GCCUUUGAUUUCAAUAAACCGUGGUUUUUUUCCUUCGAUUUCGAUAAACCAAGGUUUCACUUUAUAACUAGGGUUAAAUUCUUAUGGCGAGCUUCAUGUGGCUUGGCUUGGGCUGAAAGAAACCAUUAGGAUUAGGGUUUAUAUCCCACUUGUUCAAACUCAGUGUAUAUCAAGCAGCAAAUCCAAAACCAGGGAACUGGUUAGAGGAUGAAAUAGAGAACAGCAUUGGAUGAAUACUCAUGUGUAGAUUUCGAUCCUCUAAGAUUUGUAGAUGGCAUAACAAUCCUUUCGCUUAUUCAAGCUUGAGAAAACCGUUUAAAUCUUCUUCAUUUUUAUCUGUCAGAUUUGGUUCCCAGGUUUCUCUUAUCGGGAGAAUGAAUAGCACAAUAGCAACAGCAACAGCCCAGGAGGGCACUAGGAGCUUUGCCCGCAGAGAUCAGCUGCUGAAAAUUCAGAGGGAUGUGCAGAGGAGAUGGGAAGAAGGUGAGGUGUUCAAAGCAGAUGCAGGCCCUGAACCCCCUGCAGAAGGUGAGAAAUAUUUUGGCAACUUCCCUUACCCUUAUAUGAAUGGUGCCCUUCAUUUAGGUCAUGCAUUUUCCCUCUCCAAGUUGGAGUUUGCUUCAGCAUACCAUAGAUUGAGGGGCAGGAAUGUUCUCUUCCCCUUUGGUUUUCACUGCACUGGGAUGCCCAUCAAGGCAUGUGCUGAUAAGCUGGAUAAUGAGAUUAAGCAGUUUGGAAAUCCUCCAGUGUUUCCUGCUGACAAAGAUGAUGAAGAAGUAGAAAACCAAUCACCAACCGAACAACAACUCAAUGGUGGGGGAGAGCAAUUUAAGAGCAAAAGGUCCAAAGCUGCUGCGAAGAAAGGGUCUGCAAAGUACCAGUGGCAAAUAAUGCAGAGUUUGGGAUUGGAAGACAGAGAGAUAGCUCAGUUUAGGGAUCCUUAUCAUUGGCUCACCUACUUCCCUCCCAUGGCAAAAGAAGAUCUGAAAAUGUUUGGACUUGGAGUUGAUUGGAGACGCUCCUUUAUCACCACCGACAUGAAUCCAUUUUAUGAUUCCUUUGUGCGAUGGCAAAUGAGGAUUCUGAAAGAUAUGGGAAAAAUUGUAAAGGACAUGCGGUAUACCAUCUAUUCUCCUUUAGAUGGACAGCCUUGUGCAGAUCACGACAGGGCCUCAGGUGAAGGCGUACAACCACAAGAAUACACCCUUAUCAAAAUGGAAGUGAUUCCACCUUUCACUGAGAAAUUGAAGAUGUUGGAAGGUAGGAAUGUGUUUCUGGCUGCAGCAACAUUGAGACCGGAAACAAUGUAUGGUCAGACAAAUGCUUGGGUAUUACCUGAUGGUAAGUAUGGUGCAUUUGAAAUCAAUGACAAAGACGUCUUUAUUAUCACUCAGAGAGCUGCUCUUAAUCUUGCUUAUCAGCAUAUGUCCAAGCUCCCCGAAAAGCCAUCGUGCCUGGUUGAGUUGACAGGCCAUGAUUUAAUUGGUCUUCCCUUGAGGUCACCUCUUGCAGGUAAUGAUGUUGUGUAUGCCCUUCCCAUGCUAACAAUUCUAACAGACAAAGGAACAGGUAUAGUAACCAGUGUGCCUAGUGACUCACCUGAUGAUUACAUGGCCCUGUUAGAUUUGAAGUCCAAAGCAGCUCUAAGAGCCAAGUUUGGAGUGAAGGAUGAAUGGGUAUUGCCAUUUGAAGUUAUUCCUAUCAUUAAUAUACCAGAAUUUGGGGACAAAUCAGCUGAAAAGGUGUGCAUUGAUUUAAAGAUCAAAAGUCAGAAUGACAAAGAUAAACUUGCAGAUGCAAAGAAAUUGACUUAUUUGAAAGGUUUCACUGAGGGAAAAAUGCUUGUGGGAGAGUUCAAGGGCAUGGAAGUUCAGGUAGCAAAACCUUUAAUCAGGAAAAAGCUUUUGGAAUCAGGGAAGGCAGUCAUGUACAGUGAGCCCGAGAAAAAAGUUAUCUCCAGGUCAGGUGAUGAAUGUGUUGUAGCCCUCACUGACCAAUGGUAUGUAACAUAUGGUGAACCUGAGUGGAGAGCAAAGGCUCAAAAGUGUUUGGCGAAUAUGGAGCUUUAUUAUGACGAGGCUAGGCAUGGAUUUGAGCAUACACUGGGCUGGCUUAAUCAAUGGGCCUGUUCUAGAUCAUUUGGCCUUGGAACCAGAAUUCCUUGGGACGAACAAUUUCUUGUGGAAUCUUUGUCAGACUCCACACUAUACAUGGCCUAUUACACUGUUGCUCACCUUUUGCAAAAUGGGGACAUAUAUGGUAAGACUGCCACUACAAUAAAAGCAGAGCAGAUGACAGAUGAAGUUUGGAAUUAUAUAUUUUUUGGCGGUCCUUUCACACACUCAGAUAUUCCUUCUGACUUGCUAAAGCGCAUGAAGAAAGAGUUUGAGUACUGGUACCCCUUUGAUUUACGAGUUUCUGGCAAGGAUUUGAUUCAGAACCAUCUCACUUUUUGCAUUUAUAACCAUACAGCAAUAUUGCCAGAGGAGAAAUGGCCACGUUCAUUUAGGUGUAAUGGGCAUCUUAUGCUCAACUCUGAAAAGAUGUCAAAGUCUACAGGCAAUUUCAGAACUUUACGUCAAGCAAUAGAGGACUUCUCUUCAGAUGCUACUCGAUUUUCUUUGGCUGAUGCAGGUGAUGGAAUGGAUGAUGCCAAUUUUGUUUUUGAGACUGCUAAUGCUGCAAUUCUCCGACUUACAAAAGAGAUCAUAUGGAUGGAGGAGAUUUUGGCUUCAACAGCAUCCUUGAGGCAAGGCUCCCCGUCUACUUAUGCAGAUAGGGUGUUUUCUAAUGAAAUAAAUAUUGCCAUCGAGCUGACUGAAAAGAACUACAACACAAUGAUGUUUAGGGAGGCCUUGAAGACUGGUUUCUAUGAUCUUCAGGCAGCUCGGGAUGAGUACAGGUUGUCCUGUGGUUUAGGUGGCAUGAAUCGAGAUUUGCUGUGGCGAUUCAUGGAUGUGCAGACACGGCUAAUCACUCCCAUAUGUCCUCACUAUGCAGAACAUGUAUGGAAAGAAGUUCUAAAGAGGGAUGGAUUUGCAGUCAGAUCAGGGUGGCCAGCUGCAGAGUCACCCGAUCUUACCCUUCAGCGUGCUAAUAAGUAUUUGCAGGACACAAUUGUUUCCAUGAGGAAGCUUUAUCAGAAGCAGAUGUCUGGUCCUAAGAAGGCUAAAAAAGAUACAUCAAACCCUGCGACAGGACCUGAGGAGUUAAAGCCAUCAAUAGGAUUGCUCUAUGUUGAAGAGGAAUAUAAAGAUUGGAAGGCCAUAUGUCUGAGGAUUCUCCAGGAUAAGUAUGAUAGAAACAGUCACUCUUUUGCUCCUGACCAGGAAAUAUUAGCUGCUCUGAAGGAAAGUCCCAUUGGAAGACGUUCUGAUUUUAAGCAAGUACUUAAACAGUGUAUGCCGUUUCUGAAGUUUAAAAAGGAUGAGUCUCUUGCUGUUGGGCCUCAAGCACUAGAUUUGAGGUUACCUUUUGGUGAGAUGCAAGUCCUUCAAGAAAAUGUGGAGUUAAUCAAGAGACAAAUAGGCCUUGAAGAAUUGGAGGUAUUGACUGCAGCAGAUGAAAAUGCUAGGCAGAGAGCAGGUCGUCAUGUUUCAGUGUUGAAUCAGACACCUCCCUCACCAGGAAAUCCGAUUUCAAUCUUUAGGACUGCUUAAAAUUUUAAGAAAAUUCUCGAAACAAAGUUGGCACAUUGUAAACUAUCUUUUCAUACUCAUAGCUUGAGUUGAGUUAGUUCAAAUUUUAAGAUGCAAUCAACUUUUGCUUUCAAAAAUUAAAUCAUAUUUUAAACGUUGCUUUCUUUUAA
This is a messenger RNA of Cryptomeria japonica (Japanese cedar), 3808 nucleotides long. Its product is annotated as leucine--tRNA ligase, cytoplasmic. Gene Ontology annotation, biological process: leucyl-tRNA aminoacylation. Gene Ontology annotation, molecular function: aminoacyl-tRNA deacylase activity; ATP binding; leucine-tRNA ligase activity. The coding region runs from base 240 to 3659 and encodes 1139 amino acids. Lineage: Eukaryota; Viridiplantae; Streptophyta; Pinopsida; Cupressales; Cupressaceae. The transcript has 2 exons. The record is from RefSeq and is a predicted model, not a curated record.